Messenger RNA from Setaria italica (foxtail millet), 3131 nucleotides. Its product is annotated as mitochondrial arginine transporter BAC1. The transcript has 12 exons. Gene Ontology annotation, molecular function: L-ornithine transmembrane transporter activity. The record is from RefSeq and is a predicted model, not a curated record. Bases 175 to 1095 code for a protein of 306 amino acids. Gene Ontology annotation, biological process: mitochondrial L-ornithine transmembrane transport. Lineage: Eukaryota; Viridiplantae; Streptophyta; Magnoliopsida; Poales; Poaceae.
CCUCGGCCCACCGAGUCCACUCGGCGGUCGGUACCUUCCUCUUCCUUUUCCCCUCCCCGCAUUCGCUGCGAUACGCCGGCGCCGGCGCCGCCGGCGUUCGUCCCCUACGCUCCCAGUUCUGCAUUCCCCUCUUCCCAGGCAUACGACUACUUGCGCCGGCCCCCUAUCCUUCAGAUGGCCGCUGCGGGCGACGCUGCCAAGGAGUACGUCGCCGGAGCCGCAGCCGGCGUCGCCCAGGUCGUAGUCGGCCACCCGUUCGACACCGUCAAGGUCAAGCUGCAAGCUCACAAUACCACAGCUCAUGGAAAGGUGUACAAGAACGCGUUCCACUGCACUAGUAGGAUACUGCUUGAGGAAGGAAUUAGAGGGUUGUACAAAGGUGCAUCGUCUUCAUUUAUUGGUAUAGCAGUUGAAAGCUCCCUAUUCUUUGGCACAUAUUCCCAAGCCAAACAAUUAUUACAGGGAAACUAUGAGGAUGGUAGGCCACAUCUACAGGUAAUCAUUCCUUCUGCUGCAUGUAGUGGAGCGCUGAUUAGCUGUAUCCUCACUCCAACUGAGCUGACUAAGUGCAGAAUGCAAGUUCAAGGGAAGGAUGUAAUGCAUGGUACUAGGUACUCCAGCCCUCUUGAUUGUGCUGUGAAAACAUUGGAAAGUGAAGGGCUUAGGGGCAUAUUCCGUGGUGGUUUAGCCACAUUGUUCAGAGAGGCGAUUGGUAAUGCUGUCUUCUUCUGCACUUACGAGUACAGCAGAUACUGGAUGCACAACUAUUUGGAUUCACCUCGGUUUUCUAGUAGCAGUCAUUUUGUUAUGGCAAAAGACAUUGGGAUAGGGGUCAUGAGUGGUGGCAUUAGUGGAAUGGCAUUCUGGACAGCUACCCUACCACUGGAUGUUGCAAAAACUGUCAUACAGACCGAUCCGGACCCUCAUUUGAGCCGAAACCCCUUUCGAGUUUUAAGCAUGGUUUAUAAGAGAGCUGGGAUGAGUGGCUGCUAUGCUGGCCUUGGACCGACACUAGCAAGAGCUUUCCCUGCCAAUGCAGCGGCAAUUGUUGCCUGGGAGUACAGUGCUAAGAUUCUUGGUAUUAAGCGAGGCUAGUAUUAAGGUACUUUGCACUUGUCCCGGAAUUGGACUGGGAAAUACACUGAAUGGAACAUUUCUUUUGGUUCAUGGCACGGAUGUUUUUUUUCCUCCACAGCGAUGAAAAGGAGGAAGGCUAUACUAAGAACUCUGUAAACUUGGUGGCAUCUUUGUGGAAUCUUCGUGCUCCACUUCUAUCUUCUACUUUGCAUCAAACAAGCGUGGAAAUGGUGGUGCAUGUAAAUGAAGCAGGUUAAGGCUACCUCCGAGCUGUACCAUGAUCAACCUACUUGAGUUGGUAUGGACUCGAUUAGAAAGGAUGGCGUCAUGGCGAUCAUGCCUGUCCCUCUCCUGAUGAACUAAAAAAUAGGUGCCUACGGAGGUUACUGCUGCUAUUUUCCUGUUGUGCGUAAGCUAUGCCUACUGUUGUUCGGGUAAAUAUUGGGUGCAACCCAGUGCAAACGUAGAAACUCGGAUCGUAUCCGUCGGAUACAAAACAUGCGGUUCAGAUGCGAUCUUGAUUCCCUCAGGAAACUUCACAGGGUUCCACUUGGGACAUCUUGCAUGACACACCCUAUUCAAAAGAACAUUUAUGCGAAGCUCCCUCCACCUGUCCAUUCAGUGACAGGUCAGGCGACGGCUACAUCUCAUCUCCGUUCCUCCAGUCAAUCCCGUCACCUUCCCCUGAGUCUUCAGCGGCAUUCACGCACGGGUCCUGAUUAGGGAUCUGCUCUUAUUGAAGAUUACAUUCUAUUUCAGUUUGGGGGUCACUUACAGGGCCUACCAUGGUUUAGGUGUUGGCGGCGGCGGUGGUGGAUGAGGAGACUCUUCCAACUGCUGAUUUGUUCCCAAGCGACAUUAUCCUAGGCGCGUGCAUGACAAACAUGUGUCUGAAUGUUUUGACCCUGCGCAAAUGAUGGAAUUCAAUCUUAAAAAGAGCAACGCUGCAGCACAUGAUUUGCUUGACGCGUCGUCUGUUGCGGAAUCAGUAGCCAAAUCGGAACCCACUUUGGGUGUGGGAUAUAGAACACCAGAAAAAUCACACACUGUACCACUCCGUGGACCAUCUUUCACACCGGAAUAUGAUAAUAUCACUUUGGUUGUAGCGUGUACAACACCACAAAAAUCAUGGAGUGUGCCAUUCUGUGGAUCAUCUUACACACCGGAAUGUGACGAGUCCUUAAAGCCAGCAGUUGGCAUGACAUUUGACAACAUUGAAUCAGCGAAAGAAUUCUAUAGAGCCUAUGCUGCACAUGUUGGGUUUCCAGUACGAGUGGGCCAGCACAAGGCAAAGGAUGGUGUGGUGACGCAUAAACGUUUAUACUGCUCGAGAGAAGGGUUCCGUAAGCCUAGAGAUGAGACACAAUCUGAACCUGAGUGCAGCGAGAAGAGGAAAUGUGAAAGGAAAAUCACUCGAUGUGGAUGUUUAGCAAUGGUUGCUCUCAAACGGACAAAGGAGAGUAAGUACAUCAUAACCACUUUUGUGGAAGAGCAUACGCAUGCACUUGUCUCACCUAAUAAGCAGCAUCUCAUCAGAUCAAAUAGACAGAGUUGGUGAGAAGGUGAAGAAUACAUUGUUCAGUUUUCAUAAGGCUAGCAUUGGCACUUCGGAUGCAUACUGUUUCCUUCGUGUCGGCCUUGGCGGGUUUGAGAAUGUUGGGUGCACAUUAAGGGACCUACAGAAUUACCACGGGAAGUUAAGAUGCCCGAUAAAGUCUUCAGAUGCUCAAAUGUUUGUUGACCAAUUGAGCAAAAAGGCGCUCGCAAAUCCAGCAUUUUAUUUUGAUUAUAUCAUCGACGAGAAAGGCAGGUUAGUCCAUGCAUUUUGGUCGGAUGCCACUUGUAGGAAAAAUUAUUCUCAUUUUGGGAUGUAGUAUCUUUUGACUCUACAUACAGCACAAAUGAGUAUAACAUGAUAUUCACACCCUUCACUGGAGUGAAUCAUCACAAGGCAACUGUGUUGUUUGGGGCUGCACUAUUAUCUAAUGAGAAGAUAGAAUCCUACACGUGGUUGUUUAAGACAUUCUUGAAUGCAAUGGGUGGUGUUGAGCCAA